AUGGAGCAAAAAAAUAAAACACUGUCAUUUAUUAAAUUUGUUACGUUUGUCCUUUUAAGUUGGAUAUUUCAUUUUCACACUUAUGUGAGUACGCACGAGAAAUCUUUGAAUGAAUGCUACAAUAAUCGUAAAAAAUUAUAUACAAGAUAUUUUCGUUUAUUGGCAAAAUAUAAGCAGGUUAAGGAUUCAAGUAUAGUAUGCUUAAAAGAAGAUAUACCAAAUGGAGAUAACGAUAAAAAAGAUAUAUUUAGUAAUGAAAAAAGGAACACAGAAACCAUGAAACAAUCAAAUGGAAAUCCAUUAUAUAAUGUUAAAGGCCAUAAACAAUCUAUGAAAAAUAAAACCUGUAUAUUUGAAACAAAAAAAUAUUCCCAUUUAGAAAAAAAAAUAUUCAAAGAACUUGAUUAUGAAGAUUUUCUCAGAAAUAACAGAACAAUUAGCAAUAAAGUUUACAAAAAAAUAAUACUUAAAAAGUACGGAUUACGGCUUAUUUUACCUGUAUUAUUCUUUUUAUUAUUAUUAAUACCCAUCAUAUUAGAUUUAUCUGGGCAUUUUGCACUUGUAGAUACGUUUUACAAUGUAUUGAAAACGAAUUUUGGAGAUAGUUUGAUAAAUCCUUUAAAAAAAUUGUUAUGGGAAUCCCCUUUCUGUUGGUUAGGUAGUAUACUAAAAGAAGCUAAAACUAAAAAGGAACAGUCUUUCAUUGUUAUUCCUUUUUUUACAAGUAUAAUUUAUUUUCUACCUCUUUUUAUUUUGGGAGUUACAAUUGUAUUACGAAUUGUAUAUUACCAUAAAAAAGUUAAAAAAUAUGAAAGAAUUAAGUUCAAGAAAAGGUAA
Molecule: messenger RNA, 837 nt
Organism: Plasmodium malariae
Lineage: Eukaryota; Apicomplexa; Aconoidasida; Haemosporida; Plasmodiidae
Product: fam-l protein
Exons: 2
Coding region: 1-837 (278 amino acids)
Source: RefSeq, a predicted model, not a curated record